Stomoxys calcitrans (stable fly) is the source of this 822-nucleotide messenger RNA. It is a transcript of the gene Jhbp6, whose product is annotated as circadian clock-controlled protein daywake. Lineage: Eukaryota; Metazoa; Arthropoda; Insecta; Diptera; Muscidae. Bases 1 to 822 code for a protein of 273 amino acids. The transcript is spliced from 6 exons. The record is from RefSeq and is a predicted model, not a curated record.
AUGUCUCAAAAUUUUGCAAUAAUUGGUGGUUUAAUAUUUUUGUGUUUAAGCACAUUUGUACAAAAUGAAGAUCAAUUUCUUACCGAUCCGCCAGAUUACAUCAAAACAUGCAAAAUCGCCGAGAAGAAUUUCGUGAACUGUUCAACGGAGAGCAUACAAAUGCUAUUUGACAAACUUAAUACUGGCAUACCGGGUUUGGAUACUAUCAAGAGCUUUGAUCCAUUUCUAUUGAAUCGCAUCAAAAUCACCCAGGGCAAUAGCAAUGCCAUAAAUCUUAAAGUGGAAUUGUCCAAUGUGAAGAUAGAGGGAUUUGGUCAUACCAAUGUGAUGGAGAGUAUGGUUUAUCCCAAAGAUUAUAGCUGGAAAACUAUUUUCAUGUUGCCUGAAAUGAAACUGAAAGGUGAUUAUAGCCUCUUUGGGCGUAUUCUAUUGAUACCUUUGAAUGGCAGGGGCGAAGUUUUCUUGGACGCAGAAAAUAUGACUGUCACUAUGCGUACCAAGACGCGACUCUAUUCCAAAGGUGGCUAUACAUUCUACAAUGUUACCAGCACAGAUGUGGACUUCAAAUUAGAUGGUCUUAGAUCAUAUUUUUCAAAUCUUUUUAAUGGACAAAAGCAAUUGGAGGACAGUACAAAUAAAUUCUUCAACGAUAAUUGGCGCAUGUUAACCGACGCCUUAUAUACAGUAAUCACCCAGACCAUUGAAGAUAUACUGCUCGAUGUGCUGCGAAAGAUUUUCCAUUAUAUACCGGCAAAUUUCUUUGUUGAAGACAUACCCACACCGGAGCAAUUGUAUGGCAAACAGAAACCAAAGAAAGUUUAA